UGUCAUUUAGCGGUGGGUCGUUCUCAAAUUUUCUGACGACGAAACGCAACCGUUUUCUCUUAAACGAAAACUAGUCCUCGAAACGGUUCUCGUUCGCAACUGGUUAUGGUUGCGGCUGGGUGAUGCAACGAAACGACACGCGACGGUCGAACGAAUGAACGCAACGAAACUGAACUAAAUGAAAUCUUGUUAACGUUCGUUUCGUUGCUGCGAACGAAACGACGAAACAUCGAAAUAAAUGUAGUGUUAUACGAUAAUCGACUUUAAGUAUUCAAUAAUAAAGAUUAUAUUAUUGUAAAAUCACAGCUGAAUUAUCAUAGAACGAAACGGCAUGUCAUAUCAUUGCGUUCUAUUAUAGACUGUAUUUUAUCAUCAUAAAGUACAUAUUGGCGUGCAGACAAUCUGAAGACUAGUUGUUCGACGAAGACUGUUUUGAUCCGAAACGUAAAACGGUUCUAUCGUCGCGGAACACAAAACGGUCCUUGAAACCGGUUCGUCUUUAGAACGCUCACACCUAGUGUCAUUCACAUUAUUUUUCGGUUCCGUUGUGUUUUGAUGUUUUAGUGAAUAAAUGAAUUUAUUGUGAUAUUAUUGCAAUAUCUUUGUUCAUUGUAUGUUUUUAGUGUUACUUUAAUCGUAAUGUUUUUAGAUUGACUGAAGUUUAGAGGCAUAUAAAAAUUUAUACUGAUAUUAACAUCGCGUACAUUUUUGUGUACCUGUCUUAAGCAAUGGCUUUACCUUUGCCUAUAUCACCUUGCGCUAAAAGAGAUGGUCGCAAUGGUUUAAGUUGUGAUCGUUUUGAAUAUGCUAGUACAAUGGCCACAACUUUAUUAGCUCCAGUGAAAACAGAACGGCAAAUUCUUGAGCAUUCUAUGUCAGAAGAUGAUCCUAAUGCUAAUAUUCAGUUACCAAGUGUAGUUGGUUCUCAACCUCGUUGGGGUCCAAGGCACCGUGGUGCUCAAGAACUUGCAGAAUUAUAUAGCCCAGGAAAAAGACUGCAGGAGUGGGUGUGUGUGGUGGUUUGUUGCACUUUAUGCAUUUGUGCUGGUGCCCUCAUGGCCAGACACAUCAGAGCUGAACCGUCUCUGUUAGUAGCUGCUAUUGCUGGGGUCCUCACAGCAGAUUUCGCUUCAGGUGUAGUGCACUGGGCAGCUGACACUUGGGGAGCGGUUGACUUACCCCUUAUAGGCAAAAACUUCCUACGGCCGUUCCGCGAACACCAUAUCGACCCAACGUCAAUUACCCGCCACGAUUUUAUAGAAACGAAUGGUGACAAUUUUGCUAUUACCAUUCCAGUACUGGCACGAAUAGUUUGGCAAUUACUGUCAUAUGAAGACGAAGUCAUUGCUAAAGAGUUCAACUGGAUAGCCUACUGGUACCUAUGUUGCAUAUUCGUUGCAAUGACGAAUCAGAUUCACAAAUGGUCGCACACAUAUUUUGGGUUGCCAUCUUGGGUGGUAUGUUUACAAGACUGGCACGUGGUGUUGCCGCGCCGCCACCACCGCAUUCACCACGUGGCGCCGCACGAGACUUACUUUUGUAUCACCACGGGUUGGCUCAACUGGCCACUGGAAAAACUCCACUUCUGGUCAACGCUGGAAACGAUUAUCGAAGUGUUGACUGGAUGCAAGCCUCGGGCUGACGAUAUGAAAUGGGCCCAGAAAUAAUAUUAAAACAUAGGAUGUGCUCCAGGUAUUGCAACUUAUUGUACAAAUAUUACAAUUACGUAUGUGUAUCACAAUAAAGUAACGCAUAUGGCCGCAAACUAGUCGUCAGCGGCCGGCGAUGGGGGCGGCUGGCAGCGAUAGCAGGUGCGCGCUUUGGUCUUAAAGUGUGUUAUAUCUUAGGUUCCUUUUACAUCGUCGUCGUCGAAAUGCCACCAGAUAGUAUGAAUUUAUAACAUCAAUUUUGAGGUGGAUAUUAGAUUAACAUAUUGGUUAGGUACCUACUUGAUAAAAUAAAAAACCAAAAUAAAUAUUUAAGGUAAAUUCAUACAUUCAAGUUUAUAAAAAAAAUAUGAUUCAAAGUACCUACCUUUAUAAAUGUAAAGACGGUUAUAAGUAGGUAGAAAAAACCUAAUAUUACUCGCGGCCAAAGUAAAAAUAUUACAAAAAGACUUAAAAUACUAUCGACACCGAUGGAUAUCGCGCGUCACAAACUCCUAUUUAUACUUUUUUAAGUAUGCAAGAUGUUGCAAGUAUACAAAAACAUUGCCACAUGGAGGAAAAGUACCUUUAACACUGUAUUAAUAGAAAAUAUUGUGAACAAAGAUUUCUUUUUUCUUAGUUUUAAAGAUCAUACGAAUUUAAUUCAAAUAUUUUUAAAAAUUCGCCUGCCUGAACUGAUAUAUCAGAUAAAUUUAAGAUUUUUUUUUUGUGCAAAAUGUAUAAAAUACUCAGUAAUACUGCCGUUGCCGCGCCCCGCUAGCCGCUUGCUGUCGCAGGUGAGGAAGAACGAGCGUAAUUUCAAAAUUGCUAGUCGCUAGUAAUUUAGCUUGAUAUUGGUUGUCUUUAGUCUUAAAAAUCCUCUUGGUUUUACAAAAUGAGUGACAAUUUUCGUUGUAAAUUUAAACUAGCCAAAAAUACGCUGGUUUGUCCUCACCCUAAUUAAAAAUUUAGACAAUACAAUUACAGAUCAAUCCUAUAAUUAAACAAAUACGACCUCUGAUACAUUGCUACAACUUAAUAUGUUCUUCGUCAUUUUUACUAAGUAUAUCUUUAGCACAUACAUUUAUUACUUUCUAUUAUGUAUGAGAGUAAUUUUGUUAGUUUUUAUUCGUACCUAAUUUGUAGUCAUUAAGCUGAAUUUAAAUUCUUUUUUAACGAACUAGAAAUGGUUAAAGGGUUUCUAAUUAUACUAAGCAACGACUGUCAUAUUGAAACCAAUGAUAUUUACAAAUACAUAUUAUAAGAUUUUGUAGGAUAUGAUGCUAAUGCCAUUAAAUGCCUUUUUUGAUUAUUCAUAAUGUCUUCGUUGAUAGGUUUUAUAGCUUGAAUCCAUUUGACGAUCGACAAAGUAUGUCGUGAGUGCUAAACUUACUUUUAUAUUGAGACAUCUCAAUUUAUUUAUAUACGGGCGCAUUUUUAUAAGUUUGUACGUUGUUAAAUAUUAAGAAUUUAUUUUAUUUAAUAUAAUGGACAAAUAAAAUCUACUUUUCUAUACCAGAAUCUGGUUAACUCUUAAGUUUAUUAAAAACGUAAAAUAUGUAUAAUUACUAUGACUAAAGUCAUAAAUAUACCAAUGGGUAUAUUAUUAAAAAAAUGGGGGGACAGGUAUUCCUUUGACUAUCAAAGUCAUAUUCAUAUUUACAAAGGGAACUAAAAACGUGAACACAAAAUUAAUAUUUUAAAAUAAUAUUAUUAAAAACACAGUACUAAAAAUGAGAUUUAAGUAAAAGCUUAAUAUUGUAAUCUUUACAGCCUUUGCCUCACAUAUUGUAAAACUCGUCAUAAUGUAAUUAUUAUUACUUAGGAACGGGUAACACAAACAUUCUAGGUACACAUAACACAAACUAUUAAAAUUAUUUUACAAAUGAAUAUUAUAAUUUGGCAUUAAACACAAUCUUACGAAAAUAUCUAUCAAUUUUCAAAUAUUUAUUCAAGAGGACAGUCAUCAGUCAGUGGAACAUUUAUGCUACGAAGUGGAAAAGUAAAGCUUGUUUUACAAUGUCAUUAUUUUAGUAACUUUUAUAUCUUUAUUGCAUACUAUUAUGAAUAAGCUACUCAUUAAAUUUAUAACAAAUAAAUUUGACAACUAAAGUUCUUCUGCCACACAAUCCUUAGCUAAGAUCAAUUUUAAUACUUAUUAAAAAAAUAAGGUUGUCAAUAAAUCAACGAAUAUGGCAAAUUGAACAUUAAAAUCUGGUAAAAAUAAUAUAUCAACCACCACCAACAUUAUCUAUUUGUUAUAUUAAGUAACGUUCUAUUCACCAUAUCACGUGUCGCAGAUUUAAUCAAAAUGGCUGGUGUUGUUGCUGCAUUUUGAACGAAUCAGUUUCUUACACGCCCUACAUUUCACCAUAUUCUUUGUAUGUAAUGGUAUAUAGCUUUGUCUUGCAUCUGUCAUACUUACGUGUGCACAUUUAAGAACAUUUUUUUUCUUUGCCUAAUAAAUAAAGUGCGUUUUCGUAGAAGUUUUGGAACUAUCCAAGUUUGGUUCGACCACCUUUAAGGAUUGAACUUUAUUAUCUGUCAGUAGGCGAGUCCCAAUUUGUAAUGGACCUUCGGAGAUAUUAUCAACCAUUUCUAAGGAUUCCUUAUUGCAUACAAAAUUAAUCAUUUCAAUUUGGAAAACCAAUUCAACGUUAGGGAUGAUGAUGUUUAACGUCGAGUCAAAAUUGUCAUGCAAUGUAAAGAUAUCAGAUGAAAUAAUCGAUGUUGAAUUUAGAUUAUCGUAAAUUUUAAUGAUUUCGUUGAACUUGUCAACGCCAUAGCUUAGAGUUAUUACGAAAGGAUUUUCAUCAUUGUGCAAUUUUCCGAAUCAGGUAGAGGCGUGUGAAUUUAGAAUCACGUCGAACUCUACUAAGUCAACAAAAACAAGCAAGAGUUUCGAGAUUUCGGUUUUCGAUAGAAUUUGAUUUGUUUUCAUUGUGCGUACAUUUAAAUCUUUGAAAAUAAUAUUAUUUGAAUUGUCUAUUACAGAAUCUUAAAUAUAAAAAGAUUUUGGGGAAGACAUGCAUUUAGUCAAUAUCUCGUAAGCUUCUAAAACAAUAGUAACAUCUCGACCGUAACUCCCUUGUCCAUCCAGAGUUAUUGAAGCUGCACCACUGAUUCCAUUAGCAACACCUUUGCCAUGCCCGCUUUCCGUAAACGACCACCUUGAAUAUUCAAGUUUCAAUUUGUUGGCGAACAAAUUCAACAAAAGAAUAUUUUUUCUUUUGUCGAUACUGAGAGCUGGAACCAUCUGAGAAGAGUGGCUGACGUUCACGCCAGGUUUGUUUUCUCUGAUCAUUUUUAUUACGGGGAUGAGGUGAUUCCAGAUCGUUGCGGUUUCGUGGCAAUUAUUAUCAAAAUAUAACAAGUAACCGAGGAUUGUCCUUCAUCAACAAAGUACCUGUAAAUAAACUUUAUAACAGUACAAAAAUCCACGCUACUUCUUGUACUAUUAUUCUGUGGAUAAACUAAGUACCGAAUUUUGACGCAACGAAUAUGAAAGCAGUUAAUUUUAUUUCUUUGUAAUCGGCACCGAGACCCUAAAAGUUUUAGAUAAAUAUAUAUGCUUUAGUCUCUUGAAAUAUUUGCACUUCAUAAAUUACUUCAUGAUUUGAAUUAUUUCACAUUAAUAUUUUUUCAAAUAAAUAAAUCAAUAGCACAAUACAAUGCAACUUUAGCGUUCCACUGACUAAAAAUUAUUCUUUUGACUAACAUUCUCACUAUCGUUGUUCAACGGAGCGUAACGAAAUCCUGGUAGGAAAAUAUUUUAUCUUCGUAGCGGACAACAAUCGACUCAUGUAGUAAAGCUGUAUUUAAUGAAAAUAUAAGGUGCACUAUUAAUUGCACAUAAAUAAAGAAAAUAGAAAGUCAUUAUUUACCGUAAAAUAUCCGUUUAUCACUGAAAAUCUUCAUAGCACUCACUUUUACAAACGACUCUCUGACACAAUAGCAAGAGACUCAAUUCAGGAUGGCAGUGUAAGUACGAUAGAAUUCGGUAGUGUUACCAGCUACUAAAAAUGCGUCCCAAUUGGUAGGGUAAGUUUUGUGCGUGGAUUGCAAACAGAUGUUAGUCAAUGGGAAUUAACACGUAUGUCAAAAUUUUAGACCGUGGCUUAAUAAUAAUUUAAAAAUAGUUGAAUUACAUUUAUAAUAUUUCUAUGGAAAAUUAUUGUUAACACUUAAUUGUUGAUAAAAUAGAAAAUAUUACCAUUUCUUUGUCGGCUAAGUAGUUAUGGGAGCAUAAAAUUGUAAACUGGACAUGGCAAAAAAAACCAAAACAUUGAAAAUGAAUUUGCGAUAAUUAAAGAAUUACUGAUCUAGCAGUAUGAGCAAAAAAAAUUUAAACAUUGAUCUAUUAUUAUUAAGAAUUCUAAUAAAGCAUUCUUUUUUUAAAAAAGAAUUUAUUAAAAGUAUUUAAAAAAUAACCCGGAAGCUGAUCGACACUAUUUAAAAAUCUAUGUACAUACUUAAAAAACAUGUAAUACACAUUUCAAUUGAGUGGAAAACUAGGAGAAUUUCUCGGAUUUCUCGUUACCACCUUGUUACCACAUUGAAAACUAUCAUUAACUCAUGUUGAUUUUGGGAUUUAUUAAUUUUAUUGCUCACAAACCAGAAUAAAUGCGGUAAUAGUGAAAUACGCCAAUAUUGCUUUCAAGGGUUUUUGCUAUUUAAGGAAUCUAUAAAGAAAUCUUUGAAACAAAAAAAUGUCUUAAAAUUAUGGUAAAAUUAUUCAUUCACGUUCAAGUUCCUAAAGCAAACACUAUCUUUUCUGAAAUGCUUAUAAUGGUUUUUAGGAGGUUAACGAAGACUAUCAUAGUUUCGUCAAAAAUGAAAGUGGGCAAUGUUGGUGUGUUCCACGGUAUUUAUUGUGAGCUGUAGAACACACUUAAAAGGUGGAAUAUACUAUAAUUAUUAAUUAAUACUUAUCUAUAAUCAUGUAGCAACACGGCUGAAAGAUAAUUAAUUUCGGAAUUGACUAAAAUAUGCAAAGAUAAUUAUAAAUUAUUAAAUAUGAACAUUUCAUGACAUAACACUUUCAACGACAGAUUACAACAAAUGAUACCCCAUUUAAUACAUCUUUUUUUAUAUUUUUAUGAAAGCUUUUGUAGUCGGGCAGUUUUUAUAAUUGGUCAGAAGUUAUGGAACAUAUGUAUAUAUAUAUAUUUUACUAGUGGCCCGCCCGCGCUUCGCUUGGGUGUAGAGCUGUAGUGUAGACUAUAAUUUUUGUUCUCAGGCUUGUAUUAUACACAAUGACAUUCUUAUAAUACCUAAUUACAAUAGGCACGCGCCACCCGGUGCCCCGCCCGGUAGCGUCGGAACCGCUAUGUCCCUGCAUUUUAAAUCUGUAAUAUCUUCAAAAAUAUUCAUUUAAAUUACAUGCGUUAAAUAGCCAAAUUGGUCUAUAUUAAAUGCACAAUGUAUUUAAGGUACUGAAUUGGAUAAGGAAGAAUGUUAUAUUGCUGAAAAUCGCUUCGUAAAUAAUCUAUUAUUUCUCGUAAAAAGUAUAGGAUAUAAAAUGGUUAUUGUGGGUUAUCCCUAAGAGAUAGACAGAUACCAUGGCGGACUUUUUUGUAGACAUUUUUAAGGUGUACAAUACUGUAGUACAAUAUUUUGAUCGAUCUCGUAGGGUUCAGCCAGCGUUUGCAAUGUAAGCGGAAAAACUGUGUUUAUUUACGACCUUACAUUAAAAACCUCUAAAAUUAUCAGUGUUUCCAACCGUUACACAAAAAUAAUCCUUAUAGCAUGAUUCAGUAUUCACGUGCGACGGCGCGAUGGCUUAUUUCAUGUAUAAGUUUGGUGUUUAUAUACCGAUUUCUAUGAUUCUUUUUUUAUUGAAUAGGUAAUAAUGUUAACUUUUUUAAUUAGGGAUGAGUGAGAGUAUUAUAAACGUAAGAGUAAACAAAUAUAAUCAGAAUGCUCCGAACUGCUAAGCUAUCAGGAGUUACACGUGUUAUUGUGAGUCAACCGUAAAAGAUAGACAUAUGCUGUUGCAGGAUAUUUUUUAGACAAUUUUAUGUUAAAUAUUUCCGUCAUACACGAUUUCUAUGUAACUUUAACCAUUAAGGCUGCACACGCGACGGAAGCUUAAAAAAAGGAGUAACUUCUCCCGUUUUCCCAGCAUUUCCCUUCACUACUCUGCUCCUAUUGAUUGUAGCGUGAUGAAAAGUAUACUAUAACCUGCCCAGGAGUAUGAAGAAUAAUUGUACCAAGUUUCGUUAAAAUCCGUAGAGUAGUUUUUGUUUCUAUAAGGAACAUACACACAGACAGACAGACAGACAGACAAAAAUUUUACUGAUUGCAUUUUUGGCAUCAGUAUCGAUCACUAAUCACCCCCUGAUAGUUAUUUUGAAAAUAUAUUUCAUGUACAGAAUUGACCUCUCUACAGAUUUAUUAUAAGUAUAGAUUUUAUAUAUUUUUU
Molecule: messenger RNA, 8070 nt
Organism: Chilo suppressalis (striped riceborer)
Lineage: Eukaryota; Metazoa; Arthropoda; Insecta; Lepidoptera; Crambidae
Source: the annotation of a GenBank genome assembly